This is a messenger RNA of Andrographis paniculata, 1530 nucleotides long. RefSeq lists its product as uncharacterized. The transcript is spliced from 4 exons. Bases 258 to 1277 code for a protein of 339 amino acids. NCBI's taxonomy places the organism in Eukaryota, Viridiplantae, Streptophyta, Magnoliopsida, Lamiales, Acanthaceae. Gene Ontology annotation, biological process: regulation of asymmetric cell division. The record is from RefSeq and is a predicted model, not a curated record.
CGCCAAAUUGCGUGAUUCCGUGUAGCCGGCUACGACUUGGAUACUACAAAAUUCUCUCUCGUUCAAUCUUCUUGCUGCUGGACUCACUGUAAUUGAAUGAUCGUGAUCAUUCUGUUGAGCGCACAUACAGAGUAUGACGGAAUAUUUGCCAGCUAUGACUAUUUCUUCAUGCUGAUAGGCAGAGAUCCUCUCAGUCAUAUGUCAAGCCAUCCUCCUAAUUGAGAGGUAUGAAAUCUGUGUGAUCAAGCAAAGCAAGAAUGCUGUUUAUGAAGGGAAAUCAGAGAAAAAUGUUUGAUGAUUCUAAGAAUGUCAGAAAUGAGACUGAUCCCCUGGCUGUUGAAAGUGAAAUAAAUAACAUGAAUGAGUUUAGAAGGAAUAACCAUCCGUCCGAGUUUGAGGUGAAUGAUAGAGAUAAGUUUUCGAUAUUAAAAUUUGAGAAUGGUAGUGAAGCUGAACACCAAGAUUCUAGAUUGCCAUAUAUUACUGCUUCAGAUUCUCUUAAGACAGAGGCCAAUAUACUGGAAUGUGAGCUUCCUGAUUUACAAACUUGCUGCAAAGUGAGAAAUGAUAACACUGUAAAGGACGAAUACAUUGAAAAGGGGAUGCCUGUUCUAAACCAAAGCAUUAAGGAUGAUCGAUCUGUCAAUAUGACAAGCAAGGCCUCUGUAGAUGCCACUUUUGUCGAUGGAAAGAGUUCAAUUCAGGAAGAAAGACAAGCAAGCCACUUGCUAUACAACAAUAAGGUGGAAAGUGGUGGCAGCAUUAGCUUCAGGAAUCAAAUUGUUGAAUCAGCAGAUGUGCUCGAACACAAGGCAAAUGCUAAACAAGUUCAAUGGAAUAACAAUGAAGUCUCCAUCAUUGGAGGAAUCCAUGAACCAAUUCUCAACAUCAAGGAUGGUUUUCCAAUUGGUCUUUCUGCCACUAGCAAUACACAGUGUGUUAGUGGAAAGGACACAAUUCAUGCAAAUGAUUGUAAUAAACCCCAUGCCGAGCAUAGGGACUCUGGAAAUGAGUCGAUGAUGAUUCAAGGGAAAUAUGACUUGGGAGAGCCGAAUUCCUCUGCUGCCAGCGACAUUGCUUAUUCUGGACCAAUAGCAUUUUCUAGAAGUCUCUCCAUUCGCUCUGAUAGCAGCGCGGCAACCAGUGGCAGAUCAUUUGCAUUUCCCAUACUACAAUCCGAAUGGAAUAGCAGUCCGGCAAGAAUGACAAAAGCAGAUGAUAGACAUCUCCAUAAACAUAAGGGCUGGAGAGCAGGCCUUCUCUGCUGUAGAUUCUAAAGCCUUCUACUUAUCAGGUUUUUAUUGUAGCUUAGAUACACAGAACUUGAAAUUCAAAGCUGGGAUCCUAAAACUAUGAGUAUGCAUCUCAACCAUAUGCUCAAUUCUCUAUGCUCUGUAAAUUUAUAUUGUUAAAUCAAUAAAUUUAUCAUCUAUGCCUAAAAUUUUCUACUAUGUAAUUACUCACAAUGAAAAUUUUUCAUUAGCAUGUCUUUGGCAAGGAAAAAUCUAAUGUCGAUAUGCUCUGUAGACA